Messenger RNA from Merops nubicus (carmine bee-eater), 267 nucleotides. Its product is annotated as tetraspanin-4-like. Gene Ontology annotation, cellular component: membrane. NCBI's taxonomy places the organism in Eukaryota, Metazoa, Chordata, Aves, Coraciiformes, Meropidae. The annotation marks the transcript as partial. The record is from RefSeq and is a predicted model, not a curated record. The transcript has 2 exons.
UUGGGAGGCUGUGGAAUCCUUGGAGUAGGCAUCUGGCUGGCUGUUACCCAAGGAAACUUUGCCACCCUGUCCUCUUCUUUCCCAUCACUGUCAGCUGCCAACCUGCUGAUCGUCACGGGGACGUUUGUCAUGAUCAUUGGCUUCGUGGGCUGCAUAGGUGCCAUCAAAGAGAACAAGUGCCUCCUGCUGAGUUUUUUUAUCAUGCUGUUAAUCAUAUUUCUGCUGGAGCUCACCGUUGCGAUCCUGUUCUUCCUCUACUCCGACAAG